ACAUGGCACGUUUUCAGAAAUUUAAACUCUAAAAAAUUGCUCGGGCGAUGAGCGGACCGGCUUAAAAUUUAUCUAGUUUUACUUGGGUCGGCUAAGUAGCGCGUAAUCACCGACAUUAUUUUACAUUUGCUCGCGGGCUGUUCAUUAUAUUUUAUCGACCAUUAAAUCAAUGCAGUCUCCACUCUCUAUCGAAUCCGACUUUUAAACGGUCCGCGUGCUCCGAACAGACCCACGUCGAGGGAAUAAUGCAGUUAAAUAGUGUCAGAUCGACACAGCAAAAAUGGUAAAAUUUUAAGCAGUGAAAUUACAUUGUUUAAAUAGACUUGUUCAAUUAAACAAAAAAAAAAUACAUCUACAUUAAGAUAAUGUCAUGGUCUAAGAGUCAUUGAUACAAGCUAACAGACCAAAUUCAUGGAUCAGUAAUGAACAUUAAGAAUACAAACUUGUUAUCUCUAAUAAGUUAUUGCUGUCUCAGACAUGGGAAGCGAGCACUACUGUCUACGGUGGAACAAUCAUCAGAACAACUUGUUGGGCGUAUUCAGUCAACUGCUCCAAGAAGAGUCCCUCGUGGACGUGACUCUUGCCUGUUCGGAAGAAGGUCGCUUGAUCCGCGCACACAAAGUAGUGUUGUCUGCUUGUAGCGCUUACUUUAAGGCACUGUUCUUAGACCAUCCGACUCGGCAUCCUAUUGUAGUGCUCAAAGACGUCCAGUUUGCCGAACUACGUGACCUUGUCGAGUUUAUGUACCGGGGCGAAGUGAACGUUGAACACAGACAAUUGUCCACGCUGUUGAAGACGGCUGAGAGCCUCAAGGUAAAGGGGCUGGCCGACAUGGCUCGCCCCAGCGACACAGACGACACCGUAGGCGAUCACGUUGAAAUGAUGCCGGCCGACCGUGACGACGAACCCCAAGACCUGAGGCCUAGGAGAAGCAGGUGCCGGACACCGGUACAGCCAGAAAGCCGAACACCGUCUCCUCCUCCCACCGAAAGCGACGACAACUUGUCCAUGCAAAGCGAACCUAGCGAUAUGACCGUCGACCGAAAAGAGCGUACAGCUUCUCCUCCCGGUCUCGAUUUAACACAAGUUCAGCAAGUACCAUUAUUCUUGAAAAAAGAAGCUGACUGUGACAAGACUGACGACAAAAGCACUCAGGGCGAAAGUUCAUCAGAGUAUCGAAACAUACCUGACCCGGAAGUGUGUUUGGUGGAAGGCGUUUUCAACACUUUGGCUGCUUACAGGUCACAUGUGUCUGUUUUACAACAAGGAUUCUCUUCGGCGUUCAGCCGGUUUUCAGCGUCCUUGCCGCCUGUUUAUAAUCCCGAAACAUCCGUGUCGUUGUAUUCGGUACUCCAACAACAAGGUUUGAUUGGCCCAUCCGUCAGCUCCAGCGACGAAGUGGCCAGCCGUUGUUUGAUCAGGUGUGCCAUUUGUUUGGCGGGUUUUCCAUCCACGUGGUUGCUGGAACAGCACACUGCUCUUCAGCAUACCGGACAACCGGUACGCGGUCAUGGAGGCGAUGGAGGUGACGAGAAACCGUUCCAGUGCGAACAAUGUGGUCAAAAUUACCGUUAUCGAUCGGCGUAUCUAAAGCACCGCGAACAAAAUCAUCGGGCUCGUUUACCAGCCGAUAAGUUAUUCACGUGUGAUAUAUGUGGAAUGCAAUUCAGGUAUCUCAAAUCGUUCAAAAAACACCGACUGAACCAUGCGCUAGAAAGGUUACAUCGUGAUGCGUCAGUGCUCGGAGGUGAUGAGACUCGGGAUUUGCCGGCCGCGACCACGCGAACAGCAGUUACUGCGGCCGAUACCCAAGUGACCAGCACGAACGAAGUUGUGUCCGUUGAAGCGGCACAAUCUUCGGUGGUCGUUACCCCAGAGACAAAGUCUGAAAGCAGUAAGGUACCAUCAACGCCAUCGUUAUCGCCGCCGCCACCACCACCUCCACCGCCACCACCACCGCCGCCACCUACACCAUUUUCACAGCCAACACCGUCAUCGCCGUCCAGCGGGAUGCUCAAACCAAACACGCAGCGUACGGCUGCGACGGUUGGAUCAGGUGCCGUUACGCCAAACGGUAACAAUACCAAGUCUUUCGCGUGUCCGUUUUGUGGUAAAUGCGUACGGUCCAAAGAGAACCUGAAAUUACACGUUCGCAAACAUACUGGUGAACGGCCGUUCGCGUGCCUGUUCUGUGGACGCGCGUUCGGUGGCAAGAGCGACCUAACGAGGCAUUUACGCAUUCACACCGGCGAAAGGCCGUACCAUUGUGAGAUGUGCGGCAAGUGUUUCGCCAGAGCAGAUUACCUGUCCAAACACUUGACUACGCACAUACACAACAACCACCAACGUUGAACAAUCAACAUGGUAAUGGUUCAAAUGGUCUCUUCGGGUUAUUAUUAUUAUUUUUUUUAUCUCUUAAUCCUAAUAUUAUAAUCUAUUUGUCGUUUUUCUCUCUUGACGUCACGCCACGUGACUGUUGGAAACGAUUUUGGUUCCUUGGAAAGCUCAAUUUUACGUUAAUGUAUUUGAACAAAGAUUUUUGUACAUUAUAAUCUCUUCUUUAUCGCGGACAUUUCUUUGGAAAAAGUAACCAUAGUUGGUACUUAAUUUGUUUUUAUACUGAAAGACGGAAACGUGUACGGUCUGCUGUCCUUUUGAACCAUUGUCAUGGGGAUAAUUAGUAGAUUGUAAGUUUUCAGUAAAUAAUUAUGUAACGGCCUGAUGUUUAAAUCGUAACCGACUCAAUUGGAAACGUGUGGGAAAAAAAUACACUUUAAAUUUAAGUAUAAUUAUAUACUCUCUAGUCAUAUAAAUUAACUUUUAUAUUUCCUUUGAAAAAAAUCAAAAUUUUUGUUUUGUUUUUGUGAUUGGACGAACGUAUAUUAUUAUAUUAUGAUAAAUUUCGAUACAAUAACGUCGUCUUACAACCAUAUUGAAAACAUUUAAAUGUUUUUUUUUUUUUAAGUUUUGUUACUUAUAAUUUAUUCACGAUUGGUUUUUUUUAAUUUUAACUUUAUUUUGCAAUUUUAAUGUGAUAAUAUAAAACAAAACCAGUAUGUGAUAGUCAAUGAGAAUGUUUGAGUUGAAAUAAGUACAGGCGUUAAAAUAUAUUAGUAUUAAAACUAUUUCCAAACAUUCGAAAUGCUUUGUUAUAUAUUGAUACCAUUUUUUGUUUUUAAUCGGAGAGCUUAGUUUUAGUUGUUUAUUGAUUAAGUCGUUUAAUUUUCUAUUUUAUUUAUACUCGUAUAUAUGUAUUUAUUUAUAAUAGUCGAAUAUGCAUGUAUUUAUCUUGAAAAUAUUGUUAAAGAAUUGACAUGUGAUUGUAUAACUGUGAUAGAAACGGAAGGAAAGUGAUAUAAAAAUGAUACAAAUGAAAAGCUAGGUUUUAGGUAGAUGUAUAUUAUAAAAAGUAUAUUAAGGGUUGUGAUAUUGUUAAGGUAAUGUAAGUUGGAGGCGGGAUCAGGUAGUAAAAUAACGAAAGGACGUGUUGCUAGAUUGAGUUAGAAAAAGUAUAGACAACGAAAAUAGUAACUGUUUUUAAUCAAUUCAUUGUCGUGCAAACUAAGAAUCAGACUGAUAGAGGAUUUCGACCAAAAACAGCGUGGCGUAAGUGGUGAGAAUUACAACACAAAGCAUCGUAUGCACAUUAGUACUAACAAAACGUAUAAGAUAAAUAUUUUGCUCAAAACAGUAUUAAGGCAAAAGUCACAGUACACAAAUAUUAACACUACAAACAUUGUAUUUUAAUUAUUACACAGCGUACCUAUUCAAGAUAAUUAGCAAGUUAAAACUCGUAACUAUAAUAGUACAACUUUUUCAUAACGUUUGAUUAAGCCUAUUUACAGCUCUACCUCAUGUUUAUAUACAGUACGGUACUUCACAAAUAUUUGUAACAAAAGUACAAAAUAGCCAAUUUUUUUUGUUAAUUAUUCUAAUUAAUUUGGUAUUUUUACGUUUAACCUUAAUAACCUCUGUUUUGUUUUAAGUAAAUAUUAUGUUGUAUUAUUUUCUCUGUGUUAACUUCAGUUUUAUUAUUAUUUGUUUUUGAAAAUAUUGUACGACAAUAUGUGUAUAUCUUUUUUGUUAUAUAAACACAUUUAAUAUUCUGUAAAUUUCGUCAAACAAAUUCACGGCUAUAAUAAAAUAAUAUAUAUAUUGUAGACAAAAAAUAUAGUUAAUAUUAAAGUAUAAUGAUGUGCUAUACAAUUUACAAACAUAAUAGUAAUAUAUGAUACUAUACCUUAAGCUUUGUUUUAUACAUACGUAAUAUAAUAAUAAAAUUAAUUUAGUCAUUCGAAGAUUGCGUUUGUUGUUGCGGUUAAGCGUUUUUCUGUACAAUUACACAUUUUUUUACAUCACUCGCUAAUAACAAUGUAUAAUGAUAUUAUAAUACUAUAGACAAUUGUUUAGGGACAGCGCAACGUUAAUUAAGAUAGUAAACAUAUACCUAUUUGUAGUCGAGUGUGUAUUUCUACAACUCUAUAUUAUACUCGCUGUGUUUUGUACAACUUCCUUUUAGUUUGUAUUCAAUUAAACCCCAGUGAUAAUACUAUUAUUGCUUGUUAACAACCUUAAUUUUGUUUACUCUUGUAAAAACUAUGAAUCUGUAUCCCUUACAGUAUUUCGUCGUGUAUUUUGAGUACAUCAAAUUCAUGUCAUAAUGAGAACAAAUUAAAAUUUAAACAAAUUACUUUCUUACCGUUGCUCUUUAGAUGACAAUAGUCACACGUAGAUUAAGUACAUAGUGCGACAUUUUACACAAGAGAGGUCUCUUCAACGGAUUUUCAAAAUAUCCUGAGGGUCUUUUGUAAUUUAUUUACAUAGUUGUAAAAUAAUUUGAUAACUUUUUCAGGAGUAAAUAAUUAUAUAAUUUUAUCAUUACUCGAAAGGAAAGGGUUGUUUUUUACAAUAUACAGGGCUUAAUAACUCAAUAAAUGUAUGGGAUAAAAUAAAUUUUUGCUCAAAUUAGAGCCGUUUUAUACAUAAAUUUAUAUUUGUUUACAUAUUUUAUCAUUGUAAUUUUGCACUCUGAUUAUUAAUUAUACAUUUUUUUAUUGUUAUAACUUUUGAAAACUCAAUCCGGGUUUUGAUAAACUAGUUAAACUGUCGAGUAGCUAAUUAAUGUUGCUGUUAAGCACUCAGUAGGUAACCUUACCUACUACUUGUAUCGUUUUUAAUACGUUGAUUUAGCGAAGCCAUAAGUUCAAUUCAGUACAAUUUUGUUUCACAUUCAAUUCCUAUAAAUACAAUUUAUACAUCGAUAAUGAUGAUUUUCUAGAAUUGUACAAAAUGUUACGAUAUUAUUAACAUUUAAUACGGAGGAAAUGUCGAGGGUAUUAGCAAAUUUUAUUUUUUACGGCCAAACCAAAUAGUUGCCGAAAUAUUUUUUGGGAUACGUACCAACUAUAUGGUUAUUAUUGAUAACAAAUAAUAAUAUUUACAAUUAAAUCGAUAAUAAUUAUGAAAAGAAACGAUUACCAUUGUAUUUGGCAAAUAUAAACAUUUUUAUUUUUUAACUAUAAGAUGUCGUUGACUGUAUGCUCAUAUAUAAAUAAUUAUGAUUACUAUUAAAUAAAAUUAGGGAUAAUAUAACUAUCUACUUACAGUUAAAUAUAUAAUAAUUAUAUUAAGUUCUUUUUCUUGUUUAACAAGCAAAUUUCAAUUGAUUUGUACACACUAUAUGAUGUAACAAAAUUACGUCUUGAUUAAUAAAUUAUAAUAAACAAUUGUUUUUGUAUCCAUAAAAUAACUGUAAACAAUUUAUUUGUGAAAUGGAUUGUAUUUAUACUUUUAGAAAAUUUAGUGAUUGGAAAAGUAAAAUAUGUCGAUUGUAUGCAUAACAUAAUUAAACUUGUUCUUAUGAGACUGUCUGCAGAUAUGAAAAAUAAAGUGAUUAGGUACCUAUGUAAUUA
Messenger RNA from Daktulosphaira vitifoliae (grape phylloxera), 5912 nucleotides. Its product is annotated as myeloid zinc finger 1-like. Bases 478 to 2352 code for a protein of 624 amino acids. NCBI's taxonomy places the organism in Eukaryota, Metazoa, Arthropoda, Insecta, Hemiptera, Phylloxeridae. Gene Ontology annotation, biological process: regulation of transcription by RNA polymerase II. Gene Ontology annotation, cellular component: nucleus. Gene Ontology annotation, molecular function: protein binding. The transcript has 6 exons. The record is from RefSeq and is a predicted model, not a curated record.